Messenger RNA from Funneliformis mosseae, 348 nucleotides. NCBI's taxonomy places the organism in Eukaryota, Fungi, Glomeromycota, Glomeromycetes, Glomerales, Glomeraceae. The record is from the annotation of a GenBank genome assembly.
AUGUCGACACAUCAACGUUCUAAAUCCGAACUUAUUUCUAACGAUCCAUUUUAUGCUAUUGAACAAAACGCUCCUGAAAUUUUUGAAUCUGGUAGACGUCGUAUGAGUGAGCUUAUUCCAAAUGAUCCUCUGAGAGAAAUUGAGAUUCAUGCUCCAGAGAUUUUCGAGCCUAGACUUCGAAAACGACGUAUGAGCGAAUUAAUUCCUAAUGAUCCUAUGAGAAAUAUUGAAAUUUACGCUCCAGAAAUUUUUGGCGUAUUACAAAUGAAAAAUGGUGCAAGAGGUGAAUUAAUUCCAAACGAUCCACUUAGGAGCAUUGAAUUGCACGCUCCGGAAAUAUUUCAUUAA